Messenger RNA from Glossina fuscipes, 2046 nucleotides. RefSeq names its product atlastin-like. Bases 411 to 2027 code for a protein of 538 amino acids. The record is from RefSeq and is a predicted model, not a curated record. NCBI's taxonomy places the organism in Eukaryota, Metazoa, Arthropoda, Insecta, Diptera, Glossinidae. Gene Ontology annotation, biological process: protein homooligomerization; endoplasmic reticulum organization. The transcript has 7 exons. Gene Ontology annotation, molecular function: GTP binding; GTPase activity.
UACGCUAAUCAAAUCAAAAGAUAUACACAGUCGUGAAGUUUCUUAUUUACUUAUAUGUGCAUGUUGUCACAUUUUCACAAAAAAAUAUAUGUAUUAAGCAGGCAUCGAACUAAUGCAAACAAUCCUUAUUACAACCUGAUCACGUUUGUGUAUAGUGUGUGGAGUGUCGAGUGUGGAGUGCUUGGUUGGUGCUCGGGUUCACAGUUUAGUUUUACGAAAAUUUCCUUUUCCUCAACUUUAUUGAAAGAACUCUUAUGUAUAAGCUUUUGAUUAAUUUCCUUUUAUUAUCAAAUUACUGCUGAAAAAAUAGAAAAUAAAGUACAAGGCGUGAUCGAUCGAAGGAAAUAUAAUAAAUCGAAAGAAACGACGUAAACCUAUCACAUAUUGAUCGGCAAAAAUUCAUUUGGAACAUGUCGGGAAAGGCGUUACAAAUAAUCACUACGCUAGAGGACCAUUCAUUUGUAUUAAAUGAAGAUGAACUCAGUGAGGUCCUGAUGCGUGACGACGUUAAAGAUCGCUACAUUUGUGUAGUAUCAGUAGCGGGUUCCUUUCGCAAAGGCAAAAGUUUUUUAUUAGAUUUUUUUCUACGCUAUAUGUACGCGAAUCAGGUUGUAAAUCACGAAACUGGCGAUUGGCUGGGUAAUGAUAAUCAACCAUUAACUGGAUUCUCUUGGCGCGGUGGUUCUGAACGUGACACAACCGGCAUUCUAAUGUGGUCAGAUAUAUUUUGUGUCGAUACACCGAAUGGUGAUAAAGUCGCUGUCAUACUGCUGGAUACGCAGGGUACUUUCGAUAGUCAGAGCACAGUACGGGAAUGUGCUACCGUAUUUGCGCUCAGCACAAUGGUAUCCUCAGUGCAAAUAUACAAUUUAUCACAAAAUAUACAAGAAGACGAUCUACAACAUCUGCAAUUAUUCACCGAAUACGGUCGGCUUGCAUUGGCCGAUACCGGAACUAAGCCAUUUCAACGUUUACAGUUUCUCGUGCGUGAUUGGAGUUUUCCCUAUGAAGCCGAUUACGGUGCCGCAGGCGGCGAACUCAUUUUAAAGAGACGGCUAGAGAUAUCCGAUAGACAACAUCCAGAAUUGCAAUCACUGAGACGUCAUAUUUCGUCAUGUUUCGAUGACGUAUCAUGUUUUCUAAUGCCGCAUCCGGGUUUAGAUGUCGCCACAAAUCCUAAAUUUGACGGCCGCCUUAAAGAUAUUAGGACGGAAUUCAAACAAAAUUUACGAUCUCUGGUGCCUAUGUUGCUUUCACCCGAAAAUUUGGUUAUUAAAAAGAUCAAUGGUCAGAAAGUACGUGCCAAGGAUUUAAUUCAAUACUUUCAAUCAUAUGUGGCCAUCUAUAAAGGCAAUGAAUUACCUGAACCUAAAAGCAUGCUAGUGGCCACAGCCGAAGCCAAUCAUUUGACGGCGAUAGCAGCGGCCAAAGAAUUAUAUAAUCAAUUAAUGCAAGAUGUUUGCGGUGGUACCCGGCCGUACUUAAGUUCAGCUCAUUUGGAAUCUGAACAUUUACGCGUGAAAGACAAAGCCAUUUUUCAGUUUCUUGCGAAACGUAAAAUGGGCGGCGAAGAAUUCACCGAAAGAUUUCGCCAACAAUUAGACGAAGAUAUCGAAACAAUGUUUGAAAGUUAUCGGGCGCACAAUGAAAGUAAAAAUAUUUUUAAAGCCGCCCGAACACCAGCUGUCUUCUUUGCUGUUGCAGUAAUUUUUUAUAUAUUAAGCGGUAUCUUUGGCUUAUUUGGUCUGUAUACGUUUGCCAAUUUCUCCAGUUUGAUAAUGGGAUUGUCGUUGCUGCUUUUAGUCUUGUGGUCAUACGUAAGAUAUAGCGGGGAGUUGACAGCUUUUGGUAACAAAAUCGAUCAUUUAGCCAACUUUUUAUGGGAUAAUUUUAUGAAGCCGGUGUAUCAAGGUUGCAUAUCGAAGGGUAUCCAACAUGUGGCAACACAAGCUACCGAGCACGCAGUGGGUGGCAGUAGUAGCCGUUGCUCGACUGCGGAAUUAAAUGGUAAGUUGAAAAGUUCAUGAGAAUACGCCCAAAGGCAAA